This is a messenger RNA of Spodoptera exigua (beet armyworm), 1053 nucleotides long. Lineage: Eukaryota; Metazoa; Arthropoda; Insecta; Lepidoptera; Noctuidae. The record is from the annotation of a GenBank genome assembly.
AUGUAUGUGAACUGGGAACACCAAGCCAAGUUCUUGGCAUUGAAGCUCCAGCCAGAGCGGUGCCCACACCAUAGGAGGUGUGUGCCAGCUCUAGCGGCUGGGCCCCUGCGUAUGCAGCUCAUCGGCGCCGAAGGCGCAGCUGGAGCUUGCGCCGUCAGAGCCACAGGCGCCGCUUUCGGCGCUUUCGCCGACGUAGGCACUUCCCCGAAGAGGGCGCUUUCACCCUCUUCUUCGGCAGUGACUCAGCCUGGGCGCCACGGCUGGUUGACGGCUUCUCCUUUGCCGCUGCUGCCGCGUAGGAGCCAGCUGCAAGCGGGGGUCGGAGGAGCCUACCCUAGGCACCCACCUCUCGCCGCAUCAGUCCGAGAAGGUCGGCCUCCGCUGGCUGCGCCGGUCGGGGACGACCUCCGCAAGCAGUGGCGAGCUCUGCCUUUACGGCUCGGAGUUCAGCCUCCAAGGCAGUGUUCGCAGCCACCAUUCGGGACAGCUCCCAUCGCUCGCAUCCCGGCUAGCUCUUUUUUCAGAGCAGCCAUUUGCCUACCCGCUGAGCUUCGGCGUGUUGAAGCACUCCGUUUCUGCAAGCCUGGGUUUUUUUGGCUAGCCACGUACAUACGGGGUGCCUUUACUACUUUGCAAAGGCUCUCAGCGCCGUCUUUGCUUUCAGAGUCCUCGCCGCCGGACACCUCAAUCUCGGACGAGUCCGAGGGGGAAUUAAUGACUAUGCUGAUGAUGGUCUAUUUUGUACGCAGGAGUCACUUCAGAGAUGUUCUGCACAACGGCUUGGGGAUGACAGAUGCUUAUAUGAUGGAGCGUGUGAUGGUAGCCCUAGACCGUGGUACGUCACCCCACGUGACCAUGGUUACCUUUGCCAAAGCCAUGUCCCUUUACCUUCGAGGUGACCUGGAGGAACGAAUCCAAUAUGCUUUCACUUGCUAUGACCUUCUGGGUGAAGGACACCUAAGGCGGGAGACUAUGUACCAGCUGAUGAAGAAAAGCUUAGCCAAGACUUCCAGAGAUGAUGACGUAGAAGAAGCUGUUAAGAAUUACGAAUAA